Messenger RNA from Sodiomyces alkalinus F11, 760 nucleotides. RefSeq lists its product as hypothetical. The record is from RefSeq and is a predicted model, not a curated record. The transcript is spliced from 3 exons. The coding region runs from base 108 to 491 and encodes 127 amino acids. Lineage: Eukaryota; Fungi; Ascomycota; Sordariomycetes; Glomerellales; Plectosphaerellaceae.
CGGCUCCAGGUCUCAGCGCGCUCAUUUCGCCGUCUUCGUUCCUAACGCCGCAGAUGCCACCAAAAACCCGAAUGUCCGGUCCGUCCCAUGCAAGGGAACGCUGAUCCAUGUCGUUGGCGCACCUAUGGCCGGAUAUCAGCAUGAAUUCAAGAGGAACGGACUGCGGCCCAUCGCAGGAUCUAGAAAGCUUAGUCCAGAUCGGUUGGGUCAACUCGGACUAUGUAGUUGACCCUCUAACCGAGGCCUACUCCAAGGACGAUACUCCUAUCGGAAGGCUGGACGCUGAAGCUCUACGAAUCCCUGCACCGCGGCGGAGCGAGAACUUUAUGGCCCCUGUCAAUGAUACCACGAAUAGACGAUGUCAAGAGUGGACCAUGGACUUCAUCCGCCAUUUGGCAGGCCGAAACUAUAUCAAUCAUGAUGCCAUCGCCAUUGCGCAAGCUGAGAGAGAUCCGCCCACACAUGGAGUCGGGCUUCGCCCGGUCAGAUAAUCGGGUUUCCAAGCGGAUCCUUGACGGGGUGCGAUGAGGACUAGCACCCAAACCCAAUGUAUUUACUCCAGUUGCAGGUCUGUGGCCGGAUGAGCAUCAUGGGCGUCGCCACAUCCAGUACUCCGAAAAGGCUGUCCAUUCUUCCUUGCAGGGCGUCACGAUCGAGUCAGCCCAUUGGUCCUCAUGCCAUUCGUGAUUAUAGGGUCCGGCAAUGGUCAUUUUGCAGUACUCCCAGUACUCUGGAUACCAACCCGCCUGCUCCCAGUCUA